Molecule: messenger RNA, 696 nt
Organism: Cornus florida
Lineage: Eukaryota; Viridiplantae; Streptophyta; Magnoliopsida; Cornales; Cornaceae
Exons: 1
Coding region: 1-696 (231 amino acids)
Source: RefSeq, a predicted model, not a curated record
AUGAUAAUCAGGGGUGAGUUGGCAGACUACCUUACAACAAAGGAGUACGUAAAGCCUCGGGAGGUUAACCCUCGGAGAGUAAAAGGUAAUCAAGUAAAGGUCAUCCAUGCAAUACAUGGGAGAUCAGAAAAUGACCAAGAAUCGAAAGAAGUAUAUAGAUCCAGGCUGAGGACAACCCAUAAGUUAAGAAAGUUGUCCUCGAUAAACACUGUCGCCUCGGGCAGUAUUAGUAUUAGGUUUGGUGAUGCAGACUUAUCUAGACUUCAACUCCUUUACAAGGAUCCACUAGUCAUCAGCCUUCUGGUGGCAAACUGCAUGAUCAAAAUGGUUUUGAUAGACCCAGGUAGCAGUGCCAAUAUUAUCACAAAGGCAGUCUUCGAGAAGCUGGAGGUCCCGUCAUCAUCAAUUCGGCCCACCUCCAGUCCCUUGAUGGGAUUUGAUGGCACGAAGGUAAACCUCCUUGGGGUGAUUGAUUUAUCCGUCACUGCGGUAAAAAGAACAUUGAAGGAGAACUUUAUCCUAACAAAGAUUCAUCCUUCUUAUAAUCUCAUUAUGGGAAGAGGCUGGAUCCACCGAAUGAACGAGGUCCUAUCUACCCUUCAUCAAGUGAUGCGAUGCCUGUCCCCGGAUAGGAAGGAAGUUAUUAAUCUUUGGGGAAAUCAUGUCGCUACCAAAGAAUACUAUAUGCUGACAUAG